AUGUGCCUAAUAAAGGACUUAGGCCUUCCAUCGAAGCGUAUUGAAGGGUCUAAUGGGGUCUCUUCCUCUGAAAUGACUGAGAUUGUCAACAAACAUAACGAACUGAGGAGAAAUGUGCAGCCUACUGCUAGCAACAUGUUGAAAAUGAGCUGGAACAGUGAGGCUGCAGCCAAUGCUCAGAAAUGGGCCAGCACCUGUGCCAUGAAGCAUAGCACAAAAGUCUCCAGGAAGAUCAGCAGCAGUGGCUGUGGAGAGAAUCUGUACCUGUCCAAAAAGAGGGAUAGCUGGAGCGAUGCUAUUCAGUCCUGGUACGACGAGGUGAAUGACUGGCGUUAUGGAGAAGGAUCCAUCAACGGGAGAGUUGUCGGGCACUUUACACAGGUUGAUUGGUACAGGUCAAACCAUAUUGGCUGUGGAAUGGCCUACUGUCCUAACACCGACUACAAAUACUUCUAUGUCUGCCAAUACUGCCCACCUGGAAACUACGAGCUCACUAAACCCUACAAGAAAGGACCGUCUUGUGGUGACUGCCCCAAUGACUGUGAAGACGGACUCUGCACCAACCCUUGCAGGUACACUGACAGGUACGGCAACUGUGCUUUCCUGAAGAAGAGGUAUGGCUGUCGCCACAGGACUGUGGCUGCUUGGUGUCCUGCAACCUGCAAGUGCAUCACUGAGAUCGCUUAG
Molecule: messenger RNA, 687 nt
Organism: Cheilinus undulatus (humphead wrasse)
Lineage: Eukaryota; Metazoa; Chordata; Actinopteri; Labriformes; Labridae
Product: cysteine-rich secretory protein 2-like
Exons: 8
Coding region: 1-687 (228 amino acids)
Cellular component (GO): extracellular region
Source: RefSeq, a predicted model, not a curated record